UUAAAUUCUCCAUAAGCUACAGGAAUUAUACAAUUGUUUUGAUUGUUAAUUACAACGUUAGAAAAGUGAAUUGUGAAAACAAAGUGUUAUCUUCUUCUAUUGUCUUAUGACAUGGGUUCUGUAGUGACUAGCCCUCUCUGUGGUGACAUUAAUUACAACAAAAUUGCAGUGAAGGAAGCUGCAGGACCUAGACUCUCUGAGGAACAGCUUAAUUUAUUAGAGAAGUCAUGGGAUUCUAUCAAAGUUAACAUCGCGAAUAUUGGUGUCGUUACAUUUAUAAAUUUAUUUCAAACUCACCCAGAGGUACAAGAUGCUUUUCUGCCAUUUCAACAAUUGGCGAUGGAAGAUAUGGAACACAGUGCUGUAUUACGGUCACACGCCUUACGUGUGAUGGGUACAGUUGAUAAAUGUCUAACUCGGAUACGUACGCCGGAAAAACUUAGGAAACUAAUGCACGAAUUGGGAGAAAGACAUGUCAAUUAUAACGCCAAAUAUGAUUUCAUAGAUAUGGUGGGAAGACAGUUUGUACACGCCAUACAGCCUCAUCUUCAGGACACCUGGAAUAAAGAUCUAGAAGAGGCCUGGUCUCAGCUCUUUAGGGUCCUGUGUUAUCAUAUGAAGAGAGGAAUGGUAGACUCAAAUGCCAAUGCAGAUUGAAACAAAACAAUAGUAUGUGUACAUCGAAUGCACAGAAAACGAAUGAAAUAUUUGA
This is a messenger RNA of Saccostrea cuccullata (small rock oyster), 712 nucleotides long. Its product is annotated as neuroglobin-like. The record is from RefSeq and is a predicted model, not a curated record. Gene Ontology annotation, biological process: oxygen transport; response to hypoxia. NCBI's taxonomy places the organism in Eukaryota, Metazoa, Mollusca, Bivalvia, Ostreida, Ostreidae. Gene Ontology annotation, molecular function: oxygen binding; oxygen carrier activity; heme binding. The coding region runs from base 112 to 657 and encodes 181 amino acids. The transcript is spliced from 3 exons.